AUGAUAUAAAGUUUUUUUUAUUGUUCCCGAACUGACAGUAUUUUUUUUUUUUAACUUUCCAGUUUAGAGUAACCGUAAGUAAAAUGCCCAGACAUGCCCGCGUUUAUAUUAAAAUAUUAUCAUUUUGAAUAUUUUAUACAAAACAAAUUCGAGUCCGACUGAUCCGACGGGAUCCGACCGUCCUAUCUACAUCGAAUUUAAGCAUGCCAUGCACAAAAUAAGUGACGCAUGACGCCUCGAGUUGCAACAAUAUUUUGACGUUUAUGUUAUUAUUGACGUAAUUUAGUUGUAAAAAUGGAAUUUACUAACAAAGAUUUUUGCAAUUUUCUCCUACAAAAUAAAACAGACUUUAGCGAUUAUAAUUACCUUUAUGAAAUAGUGCUAGAUAAUAUCAACAAGGCUUUAUCGAGUGGUGCUAAAUUGGAGUUAAAAGAGGCUUUACGAAAGUUUUGUUUUAAAUUGAAGGAAAGAUAUAUUAAAAGCAGUUACAAUAAUUAUCGCUUUUUUUCAAAAAAUUCCAACUGGUUGAAAAAAAAUUUCGAUAUCCCAGAAAUUGUAAGAGAAGAAAUGUUAAAUUCGCUUAAUGAACCUGAUAUUGAAGAAAAGGAAAUCCAAUUAGAAAAGAGAAAAUCGUUCUCUGAUUUGCAGGACUUAAGUGCAAGACAUAAAAGGAGGAAAACGAAAGACAUUAGAGAUCAAUAUUCAUCCUACGGGUUACUUUUUGCAGCCAAAACAAACCUACGUUCUGAAGGAUAUACGGAUUUUGCAAAGGUCAUAGAAUAUCUCAUGGAAAACCCAAGCCAAGCCAAAGAAGUAAGAGAAUUUUGCCAGACUAGCAGGCACAGUGUUAAAAAUAUUUCGGGAGAAAAAGCGAUGAGCAUCUUUGUUAAUUCAAAGAUGUCAAAACACCAAUACAAUACUCUACGACAAUCCUUAAUCCUCGAAAAUAUGAACCAUUUUCCUUCAUACUAUGCCAUACAACAGACUAAAUUAGAAUCUUAUCCACCCAAAGAAUAUAUCACUAUAACAGAGGUAUCAGCAUCUGUUAAACUUCAGGCUCUUUUAGACCAUACCCUUUUAAGGAUAUUGAAAACUGUGGAAUGUGUUACGUCUAGCAAUGAUAUUAUUUUAGUUAGUAAAUGGGGUUUUGAUGGCGCAUCCGGGCAAAGUACUUAUAAGCAAAAGCUAACUUCAGGUGAAGAUUCGAGCAUUUUUAUUUCCAGUUUGGUACCCAUAAAACUGUACAAUGUAAAAAACGACACUAUUAUUUGGGAAAAUAAAAGACCAUCUUCGACUCGUUAUUGCCGUCCACUAAGAUUUACAUUUGUUCAUGAAACCCCAGAGGUAAUAAGAAAAGAAAAAAAAUUAAUUGACAAAGAAAUUGAGAAUCUUCAAGCCACCCAAACAAAAUUCGGGCUAAUAGGGCACAAAUUACUUUUUACUAUGAUAGAUGGUAAAAUAUGUAAUACCCUUACAAAUACAUCUUCUAUGUGUUGUUAUAUUUGUGGAGCUAAACCAAAAGAGACUAAUAUCUUAAACAAAAUUUAUCAAAAACAACCGGACGAAACAUGUUAUUCUUUUGGUAUUUCGAGCUUGCAUGCUUGGAUUAGAUGCAUGGAAUGGAUGUUGCAUAUUUCGUACAAUUCAGAUUUUAAGAGAUGGUCGUGUACUACUACAGAGCAUAAAAAUUUAAAAGCUACAAGGAAGGCCAGAAUACAGGAAGACUUAAGAAAUGAAUUAGGUAUUUUAGUUGAUGUGGUAAAACAAGGGGUUGGUACCACGAAUGAUGGAAACGCGGCAAGAAAGUUUUUUUCCGACUGUUCCACAACUUCUAAAAUAAUAGGCAUCGAUUUAACAUUGCUUGAAAGGAUUAAAAUAAUCCUGCAAACCCUUUCAUGUACCGAAGAAAUAUGCCCUUUAAAAUUUGAUCUCUAUACAGCCCAGACAGCUAAGUUAUAUGUUUCUCUUUACGACUGGUAUUACAUGCCCCCUUCAGUCCAUAAAAUUCUAGUUCACGGAGCAGAUAUUAUAAGAAAUUUUGUGGUACCAAUUGGAAAGCUCUCAGAAGAAGCCUCCGAAGCUAGACAUAAAGAAUUCAGAAACGUCAGGGAGUUUCAUGCAAGAAAGACCAAUAGGAGGGCUACAAAUGAAGAUAUAUUACACAAUUUAUUACUUUGGUCUGAUCCAUAUAUAUCAUAUUUAUCUAACAAUGGCUACGAAAGAAAAUCGUGCUUGCCGCUAGAGGUCGAAAGCCUUCUCAAAUAA
Molecule: messenger RNA, 2265 nt
Organism: Cylas formicarius (sweet potato weevil)
Lineage: Eukaryota; Metazoa; Arthropoda; Insecta; Coleoptera; Brentidae
Exons: 2
Coding region: 295-2265 (656 amino acids)
Source: RefSeq, a predicted model, not a curated record